AAGGAAUCAAAACGAGAGAAUUGGGUGUCGGAGCCCCAUUGGUGGCUAGGUUGCCAUCAACCCAAUGUAAUCAAACUUCUGUUUAUUUCAUUAAAAAAUAAAUUUAAUUUUAUUAUUAUCAUGAUGUUGUUGUCUAGGAAUCAAAAGAUUAACCCUAGAAAUCAAACCUUGUUCACUAUCAUUUUCAUCAAAGAGGAAAUAUCAUCCUAGUACAUUUCUUCUUCGUUCAGCUUUAUCUUCAGAUCGAUUAACUUUUGAGGGCACCAUGGACAACUUGGCAGUCAGGGAGGGUACUUGAACUGACCUCAAGAAUUAGAGGAUAUGGAUGGUGGUGUAACUCCAAGUUUGUUUCCACUACACCGUUGUAAAACUUUGCAUCUGGUUAGGCAUGCACAAGGAGUUCAUAAUGUAGAAGCUGAAAAGAAUUACAACGCAUAUCUAUCUUACUCACUUUUUGAUGCACCUCUUACUCCUCUAGGUUGGAAACAGGUUGAUAAUUUGCGCAACCAUGUUCAUGACUCUGGCUUUAUUAAGAAGAUUGAGCUGGUAAUCGUAUCCCCUAUGCUGAGGACAAUGCAGACAGCAGUUGGAGUAUUUGGUAGCGGUGGAUAUACAGAUGGAAUGGAUAUACUCCCUCUGAUGGUGGCAAAUGCAGGAAAUAAUGGCCGUUCUGCAUAUUCAAGCUUAAAUUGCCCACCGUUUGUAGCAGUGGAGCUGUGCCGAGAACUUUUGGGACUUCGUCCAUGUGAUAAGAGGAGAAGCGUCAGCGAAUACGUGCCCCUUUUUCCUGCAAUUGAUUUUUCGUUGAUGGAAAGUGAUGAAGACACUUGGUGGAAAACCGAUGUAAGAGAGCCAAGCGAGGGUGUGUCAGCUAGGGGGAUUGAGUUUUUGAACUGGAUAUGGACGAGGAAGGAGAAAGAAAUUGCAGUGGUUACACAUGGUGGAUUCUUGUUUCAUACCCUAAAGUCAUUUGAAGGUAGCUAUCAUCCAUUGACGAAGGAUGAAGUCUGCAAGCACUUUGCCAAUUGUGAACUUCGGUCAAUGGUGAUCGUUGAUAGAGGUAUGAUGGGAUUGGAUCCUUCAGUUAUGAACUAUCCAGGCAAGAUUCCUCAAGGUCCUGAUCUUCCAAGUGCAGCAGUGAAACCACCACCCAAUUCAUCAUCUUAGACGAAUGUGGGUAAGUGGAAAUUGAACCCAAUACACUCUAAUAUACUAUAUGAAUGUGCCAUGUAUUAAUUGCCAUUUCACUUUAGGUCAUUGUUUUUCUGUAAUAGUAGUUUGCAUUGGGCAGUUCAAAAGAAUCUUCUUACAUGAGACAAACUAUUCUGAAUUUUUAUUGAUAUGUGAUCAAAUGCAGUCUGACAAUCAAACUUAAUCUAACUCAUUAGUAGUGAAUCCUUCGAGAAUCA
Messenger RNA from Papaver somniferum (opium poppy), 1409 nucleotides. RefSeq names its product phosphoglycerate mutase-like protein 1. The record is from RefSeq and is a predicted model, not a curated record. NCBI's taxonomy places the organism in Eukaryota, Viridiplantae, Streptophyta, Magnoliopsida, Ranunculales, Papaveraceae. Gene Ontology annotation, cellular component: cytoplasm. Gene Ontology annotation, molecular function: phosphatase activity. The coding region runs from base 322 to 1167 and encodes 281 amino acids. The transcript is spliced from 11 exons.